Messenger RNA from Ceraceosorus guamensis, 3577 nucleotides. RefSeq lists its product as hypothetical. The transcript is spliced from 2 exons. The coding region runs from base 219 to 3350 and encodes 1043 amino acids. Lineage: Eukaryota; Fungi; Basidiomycota; Exobasidiomycetes; Ceraceosorales; Ceraceosoraceae. The record is from RefSeq and is a predicted model, not a curated record.
AAAUUCUAUCGUCCUUUCUUCCUCAUCACUCUCUUCCUGUUCACCCUCUAGCUACCCAGCUGCAGCAAGAACGACGCUUCCACGACUCACUCGAGACGAACUAAUCUUCACGACAUACCUUCGGCACCCAAGUGGCAGCUUUUCGCGCACACACUAUCGUCGACGGGCGACAAACUCACGAUCAAAAACAAAGUUCACCCACCUUCACUGAUCGCGCGAUGCCAUUCUACGGUGCAAUUCACGGGAUCUCUGGCGAGGCCGCUGGACCGAUGACUGCCUUCGAGCAGGCUUACCUGCCCUUUUCUGGCGCUCACCAGACUCUUCAAUCGCUUCCACCACGCAACCUUCCGAGCGAAGCGCACAAAUCAGAAGUCAAGGUGACGCAAUCUCACCCAUCCCCUCGUCCACGCAGCUCAAGCGUGCUGGCUGACCACCAAGCCAAGCUUCGCAUGGGACCUUGCUUCGCCCUGAGAGCGCCUACAUCUACGGCUUCCGCUACCACUCCAUACUAUGCCAUGCACCAUGGAUCUGGCGCGAGCAAGCCUGCCUUCACCACCUCGGUCACCGACCUACAGAUGGCCGUCCCGCAGUCUGCCAUUCAACCUCGACCAGCAUACCCAAAGGUGCCACAAAGGUCUAGCUCGUAUCAGCUGACCCAGCAGAACAAGAGUCGCUACGACUGGCUGCAAGAGACAGAGAGGCACGGCACUGCUUUCGCCCACGCCGACGAUCCUAUCAACAGACGUCCAUCUGCUUCGGAAUACUGCUGCAUCCAACGCCCUUCCCCACCUAGCCUCAAGCGUGAACACAGCAGCGAGAGCUCCAGCUCUGAUAGCACUGCUGGCACCACCCCCUACGAGACUAACACCUUUGGCCUCAACUCGGCUUGUGUGAGCCCAACCAGCACCGUCAUGACCUCGCCUUGCACUUCCAAGCCUACAUCACCGCGAUAUCGAGCCACUUCGACCGUCGCUUGCAAUGGCUCCGUGCUGGGCAACGCCGACGACUCCUUCAUUCUGACUUCGCACGCGUCUCUUCGUCACGUUAGCCAGCUCGUCCCUGCAAGGUCGGUCGCCACUGGUUUCGGCAACAGCGCUUUGGGACUCUCGAUGGGCGUUCCAGUCAUUCCUAACCCGAGCGCUCAGCAGCAGUUGCCCGCCAAAUGCUCAGGGCCUGCUUUUGAUGUCGACGUACCCUCCACGCCUCCAACAGAUCGCUUCGACCCACUGCCACCUCGAUCUGGUUCAGCUUCGCCCGUCAAUCCUCCCGCAUACCUCGCUCAGAGUCCCCUCGUCGCUGUGUCGCAACCAGUCGCUUCGUCACCAAGCUCAAGCGCGGCCAUCAUUGCAGUCAGUGCAAUCGGAAGCGACGUCACCACCUGCGUCAUCAAUGAGCAGCAACCUGCCUCUGUUCCUCUUGCUCGUCACCCUCGCAGUCAGUCCUCGGUCGAAGUAUGCCACCUUCCAGCCCGAGCUAUUGCGGCUCGCAACACUGCUGUAGUGACCGUAGCACCUUUGGGUCGAUCCGAUAUUGCCGUGUCUACUGCCGACAUUGCUUUGCCCGACCUCGGCUACAGCAAGGUGUCGCAGCUACCAGUUCAAGAAUCGGGACUUCGCGCGCGCCGUUUGGGCAAAGGGCAUCCCAUCCUGAGUCUGAGGUCCGAAGCGCCGCAGGAAGCUGAAGCCUCUGCAUCGAGCAUGCAUCACGCUCCGCUCAGCUUCUCCGAAUCUUCUCUGUUGGAAACUGGCAAUUCCACGGACAACGGCAGCCCCAACGAGGCCAAAAUGAACAUGGACACCGUCUGCGACUCGCACGCGAGACAAAAUUGCCAAGAGCCGUCAAACCAUUUGCGCUCUUCGUACUUUGCAAAGCUUUCCGCACUGGACGACUGCCGAGACGACCAGAGCGAUGGGACGGUGACGCCGAACCGCUACGCGGCGAGCAGUCCUGCCCAGGAGAAGGUCCACAAGGACGAGGAUGAGGUCCCAGCAGCUGUAAAGGCAGCACACUCUCGCUUCGCAAAAGCUUUGCGCGCUACAGUACAGCCGCAAACUCAUAUGGAGCUAGCUAUCCGAAGAAGCCUUGCGCCCACCCCACCGCUAGGCAGUCCCUCUAUUCUUGUAGACCACGUUCCCAGUCAGCCUAGCAAGCCGCAGCUGCUUGGCCAAGCACGCUGGGUAGAACACAAUGCCUCGGAGCUUUCAAAGACUGAGCGAGCAUCACCAUUCGAGCUGGGCUCGUCCUUGAUCGCCCAGCGGACCGACAGCUCGCAUGCGUGCGCUGCUCCCCUCUCGCCUCUCCCGCCUGCUCAUGUUGCGGUGAGACUACAAAUGGAAAGAGAUCUCGAGGAACAGAAGAGGUCUUCGAGCGACGAUGGCGACGCUUCGCGCAGACGCUACACAGUCAGUGGAGUCUACAACUCUGGUCCCUCGAUUGCCUCCGAUCGUUUCAUGCACAGUCUCAGCUCCAGAGGCCCGCUAUCCUCACGCGAUAUACUUCAGGCUGCAGAGCGCGACAGGAUGGAUUCUGGUGCUCAUCAAGCGCGAACGCUGUCCAGACCAGCAUCUUGGGGUCCCGAUAAAGCAGACGACAGCGCAAAGGUGAACGAGCAUACCUGCCCGGCUCUCGGUCCUGCAAGCAAUGGCAAAGUCCCUGCACGUCCCGCAAAGUCCAAGCUGCGCCUGAUUGCAGCCACUCCUGGCGCUAUUCCGUCGGUCGUGACGAUGGCUCGCGACAAGUCGACGUCGAGCCAAAUUCCUCCCUCUCUGCGAGGUGUUUUUGCAACGGUACUCGGCCGAGCCCGCGACACUGAGCCUGGCAGUACCGCUCCUCCAUCCACUCCUGCCACACCCGCCCCCAGACUCGUCGCACCAAAGGCCAUCUCACCUGCACGCGCGGCAUUCAUCAACAAGCUCACUGAAGUCGCAGUGAUGCCAACGUCGUCGAACAUCCAGGAGGAUGUACUUCGCGAGGACCUUGAAUCUCAAUCGCUCGUUGUUGCUCUGGAGCACUUCGUUCCUGAUCCCGAAAACCUCCCAAACUUUCCUACAUCCAUCAAGAUGGCGACGGGAUCGAGCAGCAGCAACAGCGGCUCGAGCUAUCUUCCUCCAUGCAAGACGACUGGCUCUCGUCGAUCCAGCAUCCGCUCCCGCAUUCCUUCCAUGGACGAGGACGCUCCCGAUCACGAGACCCACAGACCUCCACGCAUGUACUCCAUGCCUUCGACGAGUCAACCUAGACAGAUCGAAGAGCAUCGUCUGACUCCUAGGCCCAUCGAGCCUGCCGCUGUUGUCACCGCAUCCGGAGCGCUGGUUCGUCCGGUCUUGAUUCCUGCCCCCAAGCGCACUUAAAGUUUUCGAUGCACGCUCAGUCGUGAAGAUCCGACUCUCGACUUCGCUUCCCACCACCACAUAGCCCCUAGCACAUGUAUCCUAGCUGUCAUCUCUCUUCCAUCUCGCACGUCCCGGGACUGCUUUCAAUGUUUCGUUGGGCAACUCAUUAUCAAUCCUGGCAAGUAGCCACCACACAUUUGCACAACACGCUUGAGACACAAUGAAAUGGAUGCAUGCAUACAUGU